AUGGUCGGGCGGCGCCCAACCCUCGCCGCUCUGGGCACCCUGGCGGCCAACAUGCCCUGGCCGCUGAUCCCGGGGUCGCGGACGGUGCUGGACCAGGGGGGGGGGCCGGUCACGGGCGUUACCGCGAAUAAUAAGAGCAUGGGCUCGAGUUUCUCGAUCAAGUGCGACUUUGGCACCAACGUGCAGUGCGAUACGGGCGAGACCGAGAUCCUGCAGGGCCAGACCUGCACGGCCGCGUGCGGGUCUGGCCUGACGGCGAUCGCGGGGAAGAGCAGGGUGACGGGGAACACCGACCUCACGUGCCUCAGCUCCAGCUGCUCGGGCGUGUCGUGCAGCUACGCCGCAAAUCAUCCUGACAACGGCUGGUGGAGUAUCUGCGGCUUUGGGUCCCUGGCGACCUGCGACAAUACCAACACCCUCUCUGGCACCUCCUGCACCCCGGCCACGCCCGCGCCCACAUCCGCGCCCACAUCCGCGCCCUCGCCCGCGCCCACACCCGCGCCCACGCACGCGCCCUCGCCCGCGCCCACGCCCGCGCCCACGCCCGCGCCCUCGCCCGCGCCCACGCCCGCGCCCUCGCCCGCGCCCACGCCCGCGCCCACGCCCACGCCCGCGCCCACGCCCGCGCCCACGCCCGCGCCCACGCUCGUGGGCGCGACUCUGACCUCCGUGACCGCGAGCGCGACGACCACGACCAUCGUGACGGCCACGAUGACCGCGUCGGCGACAUCGGCCUCCACGUCUGCGACCUUCACGUCUGCGUCUGCGACCACGGGCGAGGAUGGCGCCCUCACCACGGAGCCUGACAGCACCACGGCCUCUGCGAUCGCGAGCGCCGCCGGCACGUCCAUGAUGGACGCCGACACGUCUACGUCUGCGGGCGACGAGAACCGCGCCGACGCCAGCGGCGCCGCCCUCCCCGCGAACCUGGCCGCGAGGAGGGCGGCGCGGUGGCUGGCGAUGGCCGCGCUGUGGCUGAGCGUCUCGCGCGCGGGGGGCCCGCCCUGAGAGUUCGAACCGCCCCGUAUAGGGGGACACGCCCGACUUCACCCUGGGCCACCGGGGCCUGCUGACAGCCAGCGCGGUGGCUUCCCAGACCUCCAGAGGCUCGUUGUUUUCGAGUCUCGGGUCCAGGGCAACGCCAGUCAGGGGCGAUGCCCCCCCAUCCAGACCCCGGACCUCCCGAGGCCUCGGACAAUUCCUGCAGCGUCUCGCCGCGCAGCCUGCCCCGCCGCCAGCCCGCCGCCGGGCGCCGCACCAGCAGUGUGCGGGGCCCACCCCUCGCCCAAUGGCGUUGUUCGCCGAGGCUGUUUUUCGGCUUUUCGAGCGCCCGCUCGCGGGAGCUCCACCCCGCGGGGAGGAACAAAAAUAUGCCUUCUCGUCUG
This is a messenger RNA of Prorocentrum cordatum, 1385 nucleotides long. NCBI's taxonomy places the organism in Eukaryota, Dinophyceae, Prorocentrales, Prorocentraceae. The record is from the annotation of a GenBank genome assembly.